AUGGCAGUAUUAGUAAUUCCGGAGCAACUAGAGUCUAGACGUGGAGAAAUGGGACCCAGCGUUAGCUUGGUCCAGACGCUGGCCCAGACUCGGAGAUGCCGCCAUAAUAUUUCGGAGAAGUCGAUCGAGGACUUGGUGCACGCGCGCGCACCGCUACGAUUGAGUGAGUGCCCUCAGCUCAACAUGUUGAGAGCACGGAUUUCACAGCUAAACAGGGUUCUCGCUCGUAGCUAUGCGACAGCUGCCCCACCCCAUGCUUUGGUCUUUUUGGAGCAUCGCCAGGGUGAUCUUGACUCCGCAUCACUUUCUGCCUUGACGGCAGCAUCUCAAUUGGGCGGUCAAGUCACUGGCCUUGUCGUGGGUAGCCCCGAGGAGGUGCCGUCUGUUGUAGAGAAGGCUAGGAGAUUAAACGGCUUGAAUACACUGCUGCAUUGCGCAUCCCCACAGUACAGCACGUCGUUACCUGAGACGAUAUCUCCACUCUUAGAGAGGCUCUUAUCACAAAACUCGCCCUUCACGCAUGUCGUUUCAGCUCACUCCAGCUCUGCCAAGUCUAUUCUGCCUCGAGUUGCCGCAAAACUAGAUGUUCCGGCCGUAUCUGAUAUCACAUCCCUUGAACAUGACGCAGCAUCGGGAAGCACUACCUUCACCCGUCCCAUCUACGCCGGUAACGCUAUCUCCACUGUUCGUGCAUCCUCCUCCAUCCCCAUCAAGUUCUUCACUGUCCGAUCUACCGCAUUUGCGGCUGCUGGAGCAGGAGAUGCGGCAGAGAGCGAAGUCAAAGCUCUCGAUUCUGUCGAGGUAUCUGAUGUACCCACGGAACAUAUUAGCACAUCUUUGACGAAAUCCGAUCGCCCUGACUUGGGUGUUGCAAGCCGUGUUGUUUCUGGGGGACGCGCAUUGAAGAAUGCCGAGACCUUCCAAUCUACUUUGUAUCCUCUUGCUGAUGCACUUGGUGCUGCGGUUGGAGCAUCGCGUGCUGCUGUGGAUGCAGGGUACGCAGACAACUCCCUACAAGUCGGACAGACAGGAAAGGUGGUGGCUCCUGAACUGUACAUGGCGUUGGGCAUUUCUGGUGCUAUCCAGCAUCUUGCUGGCAUGAAGGAUUCCAAACUCAUCGUGGCAGUAAAUAAGGAUCCCGACGCACCCAUAUUCCAAGUGGCGGACGUAGGAUUAGUAGCAGACCUUUUCGAGGUAGUGCCAGAGUUGGUCGAGAAGCUGAAACAAUGA
This is a messenger RNA of Suillus plorans, 1230 nucleotides long. RefSeq lists its product as uncharacterized. The record is from RefSeq and is a predicted model, not a curated record. Bases 1 to 1230 code for a protein of 409 amino acids. Gene Ontology annotation, cellular component: mitochondrion. The transcript has 6 exons. Gene Ontology annotation, molecular function: electron transfer activity; flavin adenine dinucleotide binding. Lineage: Eukaryota; Fungi; Basidiomycota; Agaricomycetes; Boletales; Suillaceae.